AUGGUGGCGUCUGCUUCUCACUCUGACGUGCUCGAGCUCGCGGUGGAAGGCAUGAGGUGCAUGAGGAACUGCGGGACCAAAGUCCAGAAAGCGCUUCGCAGCGUCGACGGCGUGGCGUCUGCAGUCGUUAACUUCAAAGAGCGGAGCGCUCGUGUCGUGUGCGUCUCGGGGGUUCAAGUGGCAGCACGUGAUUUGGUGGACGCCGUCGAGAACGUUGGCUUCAAAGCAGCACUCAAGGCACGAGCUGGGCAUGAAGAGUCCAGGACAACAACGCGUGACCCCCUGACGCUCGAGCUGCUGGUGCAAGGCAUGAUGUGCCAGAAGAACUGCGGCUCGACGGUCGAGAACGCGCUGCGAAGCGUCGAUGGCGUGGCCAGCGUCGUCGUGAGUUUUGCUGACCGCAAAGCCACCGUGACACUGCAACACGCAGGCAGUGGCCCGACCUUGGACGACCUCGUGGACGUGGUGGAGUGUGUGGGCUUUGACGCCAGUGUCUAUGACGCUGCCAAGGCUGCAGCCGUCAAGCUGCAAGCUCAGAAGGACAAGCAGCUGCAAGCGGAGAUGGAGGACGUGGCGCUUGACGUGCCAGACGCGGCUGGCCAUCCACGCGCUGUGUUUCACGUCGAAGGCAUGAGCUGUGCAGCGUGUGUCAAGGCCAUUGAGGACCAUCUGAGCAAGACGGCGGGCGUGUUGUACUGUCGUGUGGGACUCAUAAGUCAGAAGGCCGAGGUGUCCUUUGAUCGUGACUUGAUCGAGGACGGAGAGCGCGUGAUCCAGACGCUCAUUCAGGACGCCGGCUACAAGGCGACUUUCUCGCACGUGGUGGAGCCGGGCGACGCGGACUCGCUCGAGCUCCAGUUCGCCGUCACGGGCAUGAGCUCCGCGGCGUGUGUGGACAGGAUCGAGUCGGCUGUGGGCGACCUGCCAGGAGUGACCAAGGUACUGGUCGGUCUGCUUACGAACAAGGCGCACGUGCAUCUAAAGCAGUUGUCCAAGACAGGUCCACGCGACGUGCUGGAGUGCAUCACCAGUCUCGGCUAUGCAGCCGACGUGGCGGUCAAGACGACGGACCAGAACGCGCUGAGCAAGUCGGAAGUGGAAAAGUGGCGCAGGCUGCUGACGACGGCCAUGAUCUUCGCGUUGCCGGCCAUGCUCAUCCACAUGGUGCUCAUGUACAUUCCUGCAGUGGAGAUGGUCCUCAUGACACCCGUGUUCAACGCCGUGUCGAUCAAGAUGCUGCUGUUGUUCGUGCUGGCGACGCCCGUGCAGUUUGGUGUGGGCUGGCGGUUCUACGUCGCAGCGUGGAAGGGUCUGCAGCACGGCGUCAUGGGCAUGGACUUCCUCGUCGUGUCAGGCACGACCAUGUCGUACACUUAUAGCUUCGUGUCGCUCAUCGGGUCGACAGUGAGCGAGCACUACCACGGCCGCCACUUUUUCGAGUCAUCGGCGAUGCUGCUGACGUUUGUGACGCUUGGCAAGUACAUGGAGUCGAUGGCCAAAGGCAAGACAGCCGACGCUCUAUCUGAGCUCGCGAGUUUGCAGCCAAAGACUGCGUUGCUCAUCAAGGAGGGCGAGCGUGAUCGCGAGAUCCCGAUCGAGCUCGUGCAGCGUGGAGACUUGCUCCGGAUUCUUCCGGGCGCGAACAUCCCGACGGAUGGUGUGGUGAAGUUAGGGUCGAGCUCAAUCGAUGAGUCGAUGCUGACUGGAGAGAGUAUGCCGGUGGCCAAGAAAGAAGGCGAUCAUGUGUUUGGAUCGACCGUGAACCAGCAGGGCGCGUUGGUCAUCAAGUCGAGCUGCAUGGGCGGCGAGAGUUCGGCGUUGUCGCAAAUCUGUGCUUUGAUCGAGGACGCGCAGCUGAACAAAGCUCCGAUCCAGGCGUACGCAGACUGGUUGGCCUCGAUCUUUGCCCCGUGCGUCCUCGGGUUGUCGCUCAUGACGUUCAUCGCGUGGAUCACUCUUCUUCGUUUGCGGCUCGUUCCAAUGGAGUGGAGGGUCGGUCUUGGAGUCGAGACGUUGAGCGAUCGCUCGGAAGACUUGUACGUGGCAGUUCUGUAUGCGAUCUCGGUCGUCGUCAUUGCGUGCCCGUGUGCGUUGGGGCUAGCUACACCCACUGCCGUCAUGGUUGGUUGUGGUAUUGGGGCCAAGCAGGGUGUCCUCAUCAAAGGUGGGCGCGCACUUGAAACGGCUCGCUUCAUCGACACGAUUGUGUUCGACAAGACUGGUACGCUGACCGUCGGCCGUCCGUCCGUGCGCGAUGUAGUGGUGGCUGACCGCAAGUACACGCCGCGUGAACUUUUAUACUACAGUGCAUCUCUUGAGUGUGUAAGUGAGCACGUUCUUGGCAAGGCUAUCGUGAUGACAGCAACCGAGCAGGAGAAGCUGGAACUGCACGAUCCGAGCGACGUGCACGUGGUGUGUGGACGUGGAAUUGAAGGCACAGUCGCAGCUAGUGCGGUCACGUCUCGCGACACUCCCGUGAACGUGUUGGUUGGCAACUCGGAGUACUGCGAGGCGAAAGGCAUUGAGAUCAGCGACAAGAUGCGUGCUCACAUGCACGAGCUGGAGCUGGAGAGCAAGACCGUGGUAGUCGUGGUGUGGUGGCAAAGAAGCUCGUGGGCUUGA
This is a messenger RNA of Peronospora matthiolae, 2622 nucleotides long. The record is from the annotation of a GenBank genome assembly. Lineage: Eukaryota; Oomycota; Peronosporomycetes; Peronosporales; Peronosporaceae.